Molecule: messenger RNA, 758 nt
Organism: Medioppia subpectinata
Lineage: Eukaryota; Metazoa; Arthropoda; Arachnida; Sarcoptiformes; Oppiidae
Source: the annotation of a GenBank genome assembly
UUAUUGAGAUGCAACUUAUCAUGAGUUUUAAAUAAAAAUUUUAGAUCAAAAAAUUUUAAUUUAUAACAAUUCUUACAACCAGAAAGAUGUCAAAUACUGAGGGCUUUUGUAAUGUAGCGCUUGAUUUGAACGAAAGUGACAUGAAUUGUGUUAAUAAUAAUAAUAACAAUAAUAUUAAUAAUAAUGUAAGUAAAAAUAUGAAAGAUUUGGCCGUAUAUGUGAAGAAUGUCAAUUUUGAAUACCGGCGCAAUCAUAAAGUGCUCAAUAAUAUUAGUAUGCAAGUACCACGGGGAAAAAUCUUUGCAUUAUUGGGACCAAACGGUACGGGAAAGACAACUUUUAUUCGGACCAUAUUAGGUCAGCUCAAGUGCAAAAGUGGUACCAUCCGGGUGUUUGGUGUGCGCUCGGGAUCCAAGUACUCAGACAUCCCGGGACCGGGAGUGGGAUAUAUGCCACAAGAGUUGGCACUUUUUGAAGAGUUUACAAUUGGCGAGAUUUUAUCAUAUUAUGGCACUAUAUAUCACUUGUAUGGCAAUGAUAUGCAGCAGAGGAUCGACGCCUUAAUACAAUUAUUAAAUUUACCCGAAAAGACACGACUUAUCAGUCAAUUAAGUGGCGGACAAAUGAGACGAGUUUCCAUAGCCAUCACCAUGAUACAUAAACCCAAACUUAUCAUUUUGGAUGAGCCCACAGUCGGCGUCGACUCACUAUUGCGGAGACGGAUUUGGGAUCACUUGGAGGAUAUUUGUGUUAAUUUU